AUGCGGGAUAGCACGUGCCUGGUCGUUUUUCUGUUGAUCGUGGGGUUUACCUACUUACAAGCCGCUGUACCGAAGAGCAAACGCCAGGGAAUGUUUGGGUUGUGCCAAGGGUGGGGAGCCGGCUGUUCUUUCAACUAUCGAUUUCAAAAUCAGAUUCAAUCAAAAGCAGCCACCAAAAAUACAGCGUCUGGUCCAAGAAAUGUGAGAUACGGUGUCCCUUCUUAUUUAUUUACAUCAGGUAAUUCCUGGAAUCCCAUAGGCAAGCGAUUGGCGUGGUUCACAGAUAUACCUUAUCUACAGAGUCCUCUCAUUUCUCGUCUUGCCUUUAAAAUUCUCACAGAUAAUCCAAACUAUGUCCGGAUAUAUCCGUUUAUUUACCAAACAAAGCAGGAUCAUUGA
Messenger RNA from Ylistrum balloti, 399 nucleotides. RefSeq lists its product as uncharacterized. The transcript is spliced from 3 exons. The coding region runs from base 1 to 399 and encodes 132 amino acids. The record is from RefSeq and is a predicted model, not a curated record. Lineage: Eukaryota; Metazoa; Mollusca; Bivalvia; Pectinida; Pectinidae.